This is a messenger RNA of Rotaria sordida, 3348 nucleotides long. The record is from the annotation of a GenBank genome assembly. NCBI's taxonomy places the organism in Eukaryota, Metazoa, Rotifera, Eurotatoria, Philodinida, Philodinidae.
AUGGAUAUUAAAUAUACUGGUGGUGAUUUACCUUGGUCACUUCCAUUUGGUGAUCAUUUUAAUUCAUCAAAUUCACAAGAAACUAAUAGUGAAUUAAAAACUAUUGCUCAUCGACAUAAUUUUCAAACAUUAUAUGAGCAAUUGACUAAUUCUAACAAUAAUUCAAAAUGGACAAAUGCAGGUGUAUUUUUUACUAAUAAAACAAUUGAUUCAAAUCUAACUGGAAUUCAUAAUACAGAUUUUCAUGAUGAUCAUAAUCAUACAUUUUGUUAUUUAUGUUCAAUAAAUCAACAUCAACAUGAACGAACUAAACCACGUGAUGAAUCUAAAAAACGUAAACUUAUUCCAUAUAAAAAUCCUAAAGCUCUUUUAUCAUCAUCAUCAUCAUCAGAUCGAAUACAACAAAAUUCUUCACCAUCACUUGAUUUAAUAGCUUAUCGAUUUAUUGUACGAACUGGUACACAAAAAAAUUGUGGUACACAAGCUCAAGUAUUUUUAUAUUUAUAUGGAACUGAAAAGAAUUGGACAUCAAUUCAUUUACGAGGACAUAAUAAUAAAAGUUUAUCAACAUCUAUAGAUGGUUUUCCAAGGGGUUCUAUUCGAACAUUUUGUUUUAAAGGUCCAAAUAUUGGUCAAUUACAUCAUUUAAAUGUUAAUCUUGUUGGUUCUCGUUCAGAUAAAGAAUGGUUUUUAAAAGAAAUUGAAAUAACUAAUUUAAAUAAUGCAAUAACAUGGUUAUGUGAAUUUAAUUGUUGGUUACCAAAAACUGAUGAACAACAAAUAAAUGAAAUAAAACCAAAUGUUUAUCAACAAACUAAAUUAUCAUUAUCAAUUUAUAUUCUACAAAUUCGUACAGGUGAAAAAUCCAUUGUUGAUACUAAUACAAAUAUUCAAAUUCAAAUUCGUGGAUCAGUAAAUCAAACACGUCAAUUAACAUUAAUAAAUAAUCAAACUAAUCUAUUUGAAAAAAAUCAAUUAGAUACAUUUGCAAUUGUUGGUUCAGAUCUAGGAGAUUUAUUAGAAAUUAUUGUUGAAUCAGAUAAAAAUCAAUCGACAAUGAAUUGGCAUAUAAAAGAUAUGAUAAUAUGGAGAAUAAUACCAAAUGAUGAUCAUAAACAAUCUUAUGUUUAUUUUCCAUUUAAUAUUUGUCUUAAUAAAAAAUUGAAUAGAUUUAAAGGAAAUAAAGAAAUAUAUCCAUUAAUAGAUUAUCAUUUAAAAGGUCCUAUAUGUUAUCAAGUGAUUGUUAAAACUGGUAAUGUAACAAAUGCUGGAACUGAUGCUAAUGUUUUUUUGAUUAUUUAUGGAAAAAGUGGUCGUACAGUUAUUCAUCAACUUAAUAAUCGAUUUAAAAAUGAUUUUGAACGAAAUACAAUAUCAGAAUUUAUUAUUAUGGAUAUUGAUAUUGGUAAAAUAGAUCGAAUUAAAAUUUGGCAUGAUAAUUCUAGUCUUGGUUCAGCUUGGUUUCUUGAAUCAAUAAUAAUUCGUAAAAAAUAUUCAACAUGUCAAACUAUAUCAAAUAUAUAUAUUCAACGUCUUGAACAAAUAAGUAAAGCUUUAUAUCGUCAAAUUAAUGAACCUAUGAAUAAAAAUUCAAUUGAUCGAUCAAGUUUUAAAUCAAAAGAUUCAGAUAAUAGUGGAUUUAAUGAUCGUUUAGGAAGUAGUCGAAGUAUUUUACGUAGUCCAACAAUAUAUGAUAAAGUUAAUUUACGUAAAAAGGUUACAUGGGAUGAACAAAGUAUUGGUUCACAAGAUGAUUUAUUGUCAAUGGAUUCACAACGUAUAAAAACAAUGCAAAUUAUAGAUGAACAACAAUAUAAUAAAAAUAAUUCAUUUUAUUAUGAAUCAAAACAUAUGGAACAUAAAAUUUAUUGGAUAUCAUCACAUAAUUAUAUUGAUAAUAAAUGGAAAAUAAAAUCUAUUGAAGAAAUAAAUUCAUUUGAUUUUGAUUCAUCAAUACGUUCAUUAUUACUUUCGGAUCGUUCAAUAAUGAAUAAUAAUAAUAUUAAAACAUCUAUAGAUGAAAAUAAUGAUGAAAUCUAUGAAUUUCAAGCUAAUUGUUGGUUAGCAAAAGAUAAACAAGAUGACAAACUUGAAGUUUAUUUAACACCAAAAUUAAUUCAUAAAUCAUCAUUAUCAUCUGAUGUAAAUAUUGAUUCGAAAAAGAAACAUUUCAUUCAAUCAAAUAUUCGUUCCGAUAUUCAACAUAAAAAAUAUGACAAUGAAAAUAAUAAAAAAGAAUCAAAAUAUUCAUCUCCAUAUGAUUUAAGACCAAUUGAAAAAUCUUCAAAAAAUUCAAGUUUACAUAAUCUUCGAUUAUCAUCUUCACAUCUAUCUAAUACAUCAAAAACACAACUUCCUAAUUCACAUUCAUUUCAAGAAAAUAUCAAUCCAUUAUCUCGUUCGAAAACAACAUUUAAAAAACACGAUGAAUCAUCAAGAAUUAAUUCAUCGAUUGAUAGAUUUCCUCAAUCCUCAUCAUUAACUCAACAUUCAAAAUCACCUCGUAAUCUUAAUGAUUUUAUAAAUCCAUUAAGUAGUGAACAAGAACUAUUAGCUAGAAUAACAACAAGUGAACCAUCACAUCAUCCACGAUCAACAAUUCCAUCUUUAUUACCGGUUACUCAACAUUCUAAACUACCUUGGAAUACUAAUGAUCGUACUGCUUCAAUAACCAAUGAACAAUCAUCAUCAAUGAAAAUUUCAAAUCAGCCACCAUAUCAUCCUCGAUCAUCAACUACGUCAAUGCUGUCAUCUAAUGAAAAUAUAAAAUUAUCACAUAAUAAGCAUCAUUUUACUAAACCGUUCCCCAAUAUUCAGGACUCAUUAUCUAGAAUUUCACAUGAACUACCAAAUCAAUUUCGAUCAACAUCUACUUCACCAUCAUCAUCUAAUCAAAGUUUGAAAUCAUUACACAUUAACAAUGAUUUUCCUAGUCCAAUACCUAAUGAAGAGGAAUUAUUAAAACGAAUUACAGAUGACUCACCAUAUCGUUCACAAUCACCAACUACUUCAUUGUCAUCAUUAACUCCACGUACAAAAUUAACUCGUCAAACAAAUAAUAAUCCUACUAAUUCAUUAAUGAAUAAACGCGAAAGAUUAUUAAAUAUGUCAGUUGAACCACCUGUCAAAUCUCGCUCAACAACUCCUUCAUUAUUGUCAUUUAAUCAUCUUCCAAAAUCAUCUCAAUCAAAUAAUCAAUCUGUUAGCUCAAUAACAAAAACAUCUAUUGAAUCAACAUUAGGAUCUAAAUCUGCAAAAAAUUCUAAUCCUGAUAUUUCUUUAAAAAAAUCUAUAAAUAAUCAAGUAUACUAUUCAGCUUAUGGAACAUCCCCAUUGGAUGAUUUUUAA